This is a messenger RNA of Anolis carolinensis (green anole), 1497 nucleotides long. It is a transcript of the gene ilkap, whose product is annotated as ILK associated serine/threonine phosphatase. NCBI's taxonomy places the organism in Eukaryota, Metazoa, Chordata, Lepidosauria, Squamata, Anolidae. The transcript has 12 exons. Gene Ontology annotation, cellular component: cytosol; nucleus. Gene Ontology annotation, biological process: negative regulation of canonical NF-kappaB signal transduction; positive regulation of canonical NF-kappaB signal transduction; peptidyl-threonine dephosphorylation. Bases 137 to 1315 code for a protein of 392 amino acids. The record is from RefSeq and is a predicted model, not a curated record. Gene Ontology annotation, molecular function: cation binding; protein serine/threonine phosphatase activity.
ACGUAGAGGCACGGGAAGCGAAGGGCAGCCAAUCAGCGCGGCAUUCCGUUCCGCUUUCUGCAAACGAUUGGCAGCUCGUGCGGCCUUGGCGUGAGGAGGAGGAAACAGUCGGUGCUGCAGUUGCAGCUCAGGCCGGAUGGAUCUGUUCGGGGACUUCCCGGAGCAGGCCUCUGCGGCGCCCGCAGCAAUCGAUAAAGAAGAGCGGAGAGGGUCUUUGCUUUUUGAUGAUCUCCCACCAGUCAGCGGCACUGACUUGGAUGCAGGAAGCUCUUUGCUUUUUGAUGAUCUCCCACCUGCCAGCAGUGGGAACACAGUUUCGCAUCCUGCAGAACAAGUUUCCCUUCCUGUGAGCUAUGGAAGGGGAGAAAAGAGAAAGUCCACGGAAGGGGAGAAGAAUGGGAGUGAAGAACUUGUGGAAAAGAAAGUUUGUAAAGAUUUCUCUGAGAUUCUUCCUCUGAAGGGCUAUGUGGCAGAGAGGAAAGGUGAACGAGAAGAGAUGCAGGAUGCCCAUGUGAUUCUGAAUGAUAUUACGGAAGAGUGCAGCCCUCUGCCCUCACAAAUCACCCGCGUCUCAUACUUUGCUGUCUUUGAUGGGCAUGGAGGAGUUCGAGCUUCAAAUUAUGCAGCACAAAAUCUACAUCAAAACUUGAUAAGAAAGUUUCCCAAAGGAGACGUGCCCAGUGUGGAAAAGGCAAUAAGAAGGUGCCUUCUGGAUACCUUCAAACACACUGAUGAAGAAUUUCUCAAGCAGGCUUCCAGCCAGAAACCUGCCUGGAAGGAUGGUUCUACAGCAACUUGUGUACUGGUGAUAGAUAAUACCUUGUAUAUUGCCAAUCUUGGAGAUAGCAGGGCCAUUCUGUGUCGUUACAAUGAAGAGAAUCAGAAGCAUACAGCCUUAAGCCUCAGUAAGGAGCAUAACCCAACUCAGUAUGAUGAGCGGAUGAGGAUCCAAAAGGCUGGGGGGAAUGUCAGGGAAGGUCGUGUUCUCGGUGUUCUAGAAGUCUCUCGAUCUAUUGGAGAUGGACAGUACAAGCGCUUUGGGGUCAUUUCUGUGCCAGAUGUGAAACGCUGCCAACUUACACACAAUGACAGAUUUAUCCUGUUGGCAUGUGAUGGUCUUUUCAAAGUCUUCUCACCAGAAGAAGCUGUGAACUUCAUCAUGUCUUGUUUGGAGGACAAAACGAUUCCUACAAGAGAUGCCAAAUCAGCCGCCGAUGCCAGGUAUGAAGCUGCCUGUAACAGAUUGGCCAACAAAGCUGUGCAGCGAGGGUCUGCUGAUAACGUUACUGUGGUGGUGGUCCGGAUUGAGCAGUGACGGGAGAAAUACAUGCCAGCAAAGUCCAUAGCAGCAUGCAGUGGAUUCAGUAGAACAAGUUAUGUGUGUCCGUGAGUGUGUGUGAGUGUAUGUAUGUAUGUAUGUAUGUAUGUAGGGUUUUUGUGUGUUUUCUUCCCUAAAUGCUCUUAUUUGUAAAUAAAAAGGUUCGUUCUUUUUUCUAA